UUCUGUUCCCCCUUUACCUCAAAACAUCCACUUCGUCCAUACGUGCUACUCUACCUCAUCCGCGAGCUCCGAAAAGAAAGCCUUGAGAUAUCUGUUAUUUCCGGCCCUGCCGAACGCGGAGCCGCAAUGAGCAACGUCCUCGAUCAGCAGUUUCCCGACGACGAGGAAGAGGAUGAUUUCAACCCUGGCCAACACGUCGCAUCUGACGAUGAGGAUGAUGCCAAGCCACCAGUCGCCGAUGAGGAUGAGAUGAAGGUGCCAAUUGCCGAGGACGCUGCUGCAGACGACGAUGACGCGAACGGAAACGACGAAGACGAAGAGGAAGAAGAGGACGAGGAAGAGGAAGAGGACGAGGACGAUGAAGAUGAUGUGGGCAGACCAACCAAGCGUAGAAAGCAAAGACGCAACCAAUUCAUCGAUGUCGAGGCUGAGGUCGAUGAGGAUGAUGAAGAGGAGCCCGAGGAAGAAGACGAUCUCCCUGGCGAGGAAAUGCACCCGGAUGAUCUUCAAGAGUUGCCUCCUGGUGCCGACAGGGACGAUCGCAUGCAUAGAGAACUCGACCGCAAGCGUGAACAACAGGAAGCUAUGGAUGUGGAGGAGACAGCAGCACGCCUGAAGGAGAGGUACGGACGACAGAAUCGUGCUUCUGGCUCAGCGUCUGGCAUAGUGCCACAGCGCUUGUUGAUGCCUAGCGCCGAUGACCCGAGAAUCUGGUUCAUGAAAUGCCGCCCUGGAAAAGAGCGUGAGAUCAUCUUCGCGCUCCAGAAACGGAUAGUAGAGCGACAGCGGUCUCGAGAACCAGUUCAGAUCUUCUCUGCCUUCGAGCGUGCCGGCACUGGCGCCAUGGUUGGCAAGAUUUACGUGGAAGCGCGGCGCUUGGACGACGUUACUGCUGCUCUCGAUGGUAUCACAAACGUGUUCAUGGGUACCAAGCCGCAGCUCAUUCCCAUCGAGGAGAUGCCGGCUCUGCUGAGAGUCAAAAAGAGUAAAACACUUGAGCCGGGCAUGUAUGUGCGACCCAAGCGCGGCCUGUACGCGAACGACCUUGCCAUGGUCGAAGAGGUCGAGGCAAACGGGACAGAAGUUAAGCUCAAGUUGAUACCGCGCUUGGACUAUGGCCAGACCGAAGACGCAAAUGCUGCAGCGGUGAUGGAGCCCGAUGGACAAGGCGGCAUGAAGCGCAAGCGCGUUGUGCAGCCAUUCAAGCAGCGGCCUCCGGCCCGUCUCUUCAGCGAGACCGAAGCGAAGAGGAAACACGGUCGGUACCUGUCUAAGAAGCCUACAAUUGGCAACGUCUGGACGUAUCAGGGCAAAGAAUACGAGGAAGGGUUCUAUGUCGAUUUCUUCAAGGUUGCCCACCUCCAGGUUGAGGAUGUCAACCCAACGCUCGAAGAGGUCACGAAAUUUGCGGCUGCAACCGAAGACGGAACCGAGAACCUGGAUCUUGCUGCUCUUGCGGCGACUCUCAAAGCCGGUGCGGGUGCUGAUUACUUGCCAGGCGACAAAGUUGAGAUAUUCCGCGGUGAGCAGAAAGGCGUCAACGGACGGGCGACACAGGUCUAUAACGAAGUGAUCAAGAUCUCGGUGGACUCUGGACCACUGGCGGGUCAAGUCAUUGAAGCUCCCAUCAAAGAUCUGCGCAAGCUCUUUAGAGAGGGAGACCAUGUCAAGGUCAUUGGUGGCAGCAAAUACCAAGAUGAGGUCGGCAUGGUUGUAAGGAUUCGAGAUGAUGACAGAAUCACCAUCCUUACCGAUAGCAACCAGCAAGAGAUCACAGUAUUUUCCAAAGAUCUCCGCGAAGCAACCGACAGUGGUGGUGUCGUUGGUGCAAGCAAGUAUGAUCUAUUCGAUCUUGUGCAAUUAGACGCAUCGACGGUUGCCUGUGUGGUCAAGGUCGAUCGCGAGAGUCUGCGCGUUCUGGAUCAGCUGGGCAGUGUGCGAGCACUUCUACCAUCUGCUGUGUCGAACAAGAUCGAGAAGCGUCGAGAAGGCGCCCCAGCCACAGAUCAUCAAGGUAACGAGAUCAAGCCCGAAGACACGAUCAAGGAGUACGGAGGCGAGGCGCGUCAAGGCAAAGUCCUGCACGUCCACCGUGGCUACGUUUUUGCCCAAUCACGGGAGAGCAGAGAAAAUGCUGGCGUAUUCGUUGCCCGGACCAAUAACGUCCUCACCGUGGCUGCCAAGGGUGGUCGCGUUGGUCCAGACUUGACGAAGAUGAACCAGGCAUUGAAAGGACCAAAUGCAGGCGCGCCUCUCCCGAUGCCACCGCCAAUGCAGAGGGGCCGUGACCGCCUCGUAGGCCGUACCGUCAAGAUCAAGGUUGGGCCCAUGAAGGCCAUGAUUGGAAUCGUCAAGGAGUCCAGUGACGCUGGUGCGCUUGUCGAGUUGCACAGCAAGAACAAGAAGCUCACGAUGCCGAAGGAGAAAUUGGCUGUUAUUGACCCCACGAGUGGACAAGUCAUCUGCCCGAACGCGAAUGAGUUCGGUUUCGGCGGACCUCGGGGUCCGCCAGGCCGAGGGCCACCCAUGGGAAGUGCAACUCCUAGCAGGCCUGGUUACGGAGCGCCGCCCAUGGCGAGUGGUGGUCGAACCCCAGCAUAUGCAAUGGCAGGCGGUGGUCGCACACCUGCCUGGAAGGGCGAUGGGGGACGAACACCCGCGUGGCAAGCUGGUGGUGGUGGACAGACGGCUUAUGGUGCUGGGGGCACGACUUCAUAUGGCGGGCAAACGAGUUACGGAGGAGCCACAUCAUAUGGAGGCGGCUCCGUAUGGGGCGGCGGCGGUGGUGGAGCACAAUCUGCAUGGAAUCCGAACGCUGGCGGAGGUCGCACACCGGCUUAUGUUGCAAACUCGGGUGGCAAAACCCCUGCGUACUCUGGUUCUGGGCUCGAAGCGCCGACCCCAGGCGCAUAUUCUGCGCCUACUCCAGGAGCGGGCUAUGGCGAUCAACCUACACCUGGUGCUUACAGAGGUGCUGCAUACAACACUCCAGCCAAUUACGCAACGCCUGGAGGUGUCCCAGAGACGCCAGCUCCAUACAGCGCGGAAACGCCUGCAGCUUCAAACGACGAUGCGCCACGUUACGAGUAGUUGGCAGGACGAAAUACACCACGUUGGUGUCGCGCAGGCUUCAUUUGUAGUAUACAGAACGCGAGACACACCGAAUCAAUUGGUUACGAUAGCAUAGCGACAGGUUGGUGAAGCAAGUGAUUGUGGUAGACAUGACAUCUGAUAGUAUUUCCAAGUAUAAAAAGCUGCCUCAACAUGUCGACAUCCUUUC
Sphaerulina musiva SO2202 is the source of this 3280-nucleotide messenger RNA. RefSeq names its product transcription elongation factor Spt5. NCBI's taxonomy places the organism in Eukaryota, Fungi, Ascomycota, Dothideomycetes, Mycosphaerellales, Mycosphaerellaceae. Bases 127 to 3090 code for a protein of 987 amino acids. The record is from RefSeq and is a predicted model, not a curated record. The transcript has 3 exons. Gene Ontology annotation, cellular component: DSIF complex. Gene Ontology annotation, molecular function: protein binding; mRNA binding. Gene Ontology annotation, biological process: transcription elongation by RNA polymerase II; regulation of DNA-templated transcription elongation; regulation of transcription by RNA polymerase II.